This is a messenger RNA of Nothobranchius furzeri (turquoise killifish), 10974 nucleotides long. RefSeq names its product partitioning defective 3 homolog. Lineage: Eukaryota; Metazoa; Chordata; Actinopteri; Cyprinodontiformes; Nothobranchiidae. Gene Ontology annotation, cellular component: apical junction complex; cell cortex; adherens junction. Gene Ontology annotation, biological process: intracellular protein localization; establishment of cell polarity; establishment or maintenance of epithelial cell apical/basal polarity. Gene Ontology annotation, molecular function: protein binding; phosphatidylinositol binding. The record is from RefSeq and is a predicted model, not a curated record.
GUUCUGAUGGAUCGGAGGACCAGCCCUGAGCCCUGACUAGAGCUGAGGCGCACAUUCUUAGCGCCUGCUCCAACAUGUGGCGCACACGCAGUGUCAGUUGUCAGCUGUGCAGCAGUGCGCUCAGGCUGGAGAGGCUUUAGUUGCGAAGUUUGUGUAAGUGAGUCAACACGGCACAGGGAGGACGCCACCCAGCCCUGCCCGGAUCCUCCUGAGCGGGGCUUCUCUCCAGGAAACACCGGCGCACACGCAAACACUCGACCAGUUGGCUGGGAUCGUACCUGUUUUGUCCUCUCACGCGCACACACCUGGGAUGGUUCUGGUGGUGUUCACGCGGGUUUUUCCUCUUUGGGAUUAACGCAGCGGAGGAGACAUGAAAGUGACGGUGUGUUUCGGGAGGACGCGCGUGGUCGUUCCGUGUGGAGAUGGGAAUAUUAAAGUCCUCAACCUGGUGGAACAAGCGGCCAUGAGGUAUAAAAAGGCCAUCGGAAAGGACCCCGGGUACUGGGUUCAGGUCCAUAGGCUGGAACAUGGAGAUGGAGGGAUUUUGGACCUUGAUGAUCUGCUGUGUGACGUGGUGGAUGACAAAGACAGGCUGGUUGCAGUAUAUGAAGAACAGGAUCCACACAAUGGAGGUGAUGGUACCAGCGCCAGCUCCACAGGAACUCAGAGUCCAGACCCGUUUGCUAAUGGAAUGAGUUCAGCAACGACCUUCCCGCCCUACCAGAACACCAGUGAAAUCGUGGUUACUCCAUCCACUCUGCUCUCUACCACAGGCAAGUCUCUUAAUGUCCGUCCCAGCAGUGAUCCCUCUUUGGAUGGCCUUCCUCCUGGUGAGAUCAUGGUUGGUCAAGAGGAACCAUCAAGAAAAAACCCAAGUCGUUGGUCCACAACAGCUGGUUUCCAAAAGUACAACCAUAAGCCAAGUGCAAGUGGGGGCCCAAGCACUCUCGAACAAAAGGGUAGAGGCACCCAGAACUAUAGGAGUCUUCCUCGUGACGCGAGUGGCUGGUCUGCUCAGUUUCAGAGAGAGUUGACUCGUUCUUCCCUCAGUGCCAACCAUCCAAUGGUCGACCGAUGGCUUGACCGACAAGAACAGGAAGAGGAGGAGGAACAGGAGCAAAAAAAAGAUGAAAGAGGAAUAGAGCGGAUCGAGCCAGUAGGGGGGGACGACUCUUCCCUGGAACGUUUGCCUUUCUUAAAUCUUGAAAGCAUGCUCAAGCCAGUCGAGGUGUCCAAUGGAGGAGGGCCUCUUGGGAUCCAUGUGGUCCCUUUCAGUUCGCAGGAUAUUAGGACUCAGGGCUUGCUGGUGAAGCGUUUGGAGCCUGGGGGGAAAGCUGAGCAGGAGCAUCUCUUCCAGGAGAACGACUGCAUCGUCAAAAUUAACCAGGGGGACAUCCGCAACCUGCGCUUUGAACAAGCCCAGAACAUUUUCAGGCAGGCGAUGCGUUCCCCACUCAUCCUCUUCCACGUGGUUCCUGCAGCCACGAAGAAGCACUACGAGCUGCUGUCCGCUCAGAAUGAGCUCAGUUCACCUCAGCUCAACAGGGUUCGCUUUAGCCAGGACUCACUGAGGUCCAGUGUAAUUGCUGGGUUACCAUUCAAAUCUGGACCCCCACCUGGCCAAAAUCAGAAUACUCACCAGAGCCUGCUGGCUGGAAGCACCCCAGAGCCAGGUCGGCGUUACACCAUGUUACCCCACACUUUAAUCACCAGGACGCCGUCGGCUUCUUCCCCCUCUCUGCAGCGUAGGAUAAGCACAAACUUGUCUAAUAGCACCUACCUAAAGAACAAAGGCCACAGGUUCAGCGUCCAGCUGAAAAAAGGUCCAGAGGGUCUUGGAUUCAGCAUCACAUCUAGGGAUGUCCCCAUUGGUGGAAGCGCUCCCAUUUUCAUCAAAAACAUCCUUCCCCGAGGCGCUGCCAUCCAGGACAGCCGGCUGAAAGCUGGAGACCGGCUGCUGGAGGUCAAUGGAGCAGACCUUAAUGGAAAGACCCAAGAGGAGGUGGUGGCCCUGCUUCGAGCUGCACCCAUGAAUGGGAUUGUGAACCUGUUGGCACUUCGGCAGGAGGACUCCCUGCUGCCCCGAGAAGUGAGGACAUCAGCAUCAUUUGAUCAACUUAGCCAACAUGAGGAAGAUGACGUGGUGCUAACCCAGGAUGGGUCGCGGGAGUUUAUGACGUUCGAGAUUCCCCUGAAUGACUCUGGCUCAGCAGGUUUGGGGGUCAGCGUCAAGGGUAACCGGUCAAAGGAGAACCAAGCUGACCUGGGCAUCUUCGUAAAAUCCAUAAUUAAUGGAGGUGCAGCAAGCAAGGAUGGACGUCUGCAUGUCAACGACCAACUCAUUGCUGUCAACGGGGAGUCAUUACUUGAGAUGACCAACCAGGAUGCUAUGGAAGCACUCCGCAGGUCCAUGUCGAUAGAGGGCAACAAGAGAGGAAUGAUUCAGCUGAUUGUAGCCAGGCGGGUGGCCAAAGACACCGAGGAGGUCCCUGUCAGCCCGCCACCUUUGGAGCUUCCUGCUAACCCUCAUGAACGUCGGAUCUCUCAGUCCUUCUAUGAAACAACUGACAGCUCUGACAACCUCUCUCCAACACAGCCUAAUGCAAUUGUCCGCAAUGGUCACUACCAGCUCUCUCCCACGGUGAAUAUGCCGCAGGAUGACAUAGUGAUGAUUGAAGAUGAUCGGCCUCCUCUGCUUCCUGCCCACCUGUCUGACCAGUCAUCCUCCAGUUCCCAUGAUGAAAUGUGCUUUGUGGGAGAAAAUCCAGCUUCACGGAGUCAUGAAGUUCCUGCUCAGAAUGACUGCUCUCUGAGCCCGGAUGCGGACCCUGACAUUUCGUUCCAGAGGGAAGGCUUCGGCCGCCAGAGUGUAUCCGAAAAACGCGUCAAGCAGUACGACAAUGCUGCUCAGCUGGAUAUCAUCAAAAAUCGCAAAUCCAAGAGCAUGGAUCUAGGUUCUGCAGAGGAAGUUGUGGGACCCUCACUGGGCCUGAAAAAGUCCAGCUCCCUUGAAAGCCUUCAGACAGCCAUCUCUGAGUCUAAUGUGAGUGAUAAGAUCACCGUCCAGAGGCUGCACUCACGGAUCGUCAGAGGCCGCUGCUGCAACGAGAGCUUCCGAGCAGCGAUUGAUAAAUCAUACGAUAAGUCUGGUGCUGCAGCAAAAGAGGAGAGCAACACACUGGACGAGGACACAGAGGGCAGCUCCCGAUCAGGACGUGAGUCCAUGUCCACCAGCGGCGAUCUGAGUGUGGGCGGCGGAUUUAACGGCAGCUUCUCUGUAGAGGACAACCAGCAAGAAGCAGCCAAAGGUGGGCUGAGGGAAUCCAAGAAAAUGGACAAGGACAAGAUCAAGCCUAAGAAGGGUGUGCUGAAGGGCUUGGGAGAGAUGUUCAGGUUUGGAAAGCACAAGAAGGAGGAGGACAGGAGGGAGACGAAGAACUCUAAAUCUAUAACUGAAGAUUUUCAAGCAUCAGAUAAGGAGACCCACCAAAUGAGGCUGGAGCAAGAAAGGAUCCAGGCCAAGACCCAAGAACUUCGGGACAAGCUGGCUAAAGAGAGGGAAUACGCUGAAAUCCAAGAUGUCAUCAGCCGCACCUUCAGCUCAGACGAGGAGCACACAUAUGCCGGUAUUGGGUCGUUGGGUUCAUCUGCAGACAGCAGCAGCCUGGAUGCCUACCACCACCCUUAUCACCUCCCUCAGAGUCCCAAGAGCCCUCAUGCUCCCCUGAACCUUCAGAACAAUGGCCCACCCUUGGAGGCGUUGUACGCUCAGGUCAACAAGCAUCGACGUCCUGCUCCUCCUGACAGCAAUCAAAUGGCUCCCAGUAAUCAUGACCGGAUACAGAGGCUGAGGAGUGAGUUCCAGCAGGCCAGACAGGAUGAUGACCUUGAGGACCAUCAACACUCUUUUAGCUUUGACCAGUCCUGGGUGGGCAGUGGGAUGGAGACGCAGAGCGGACGGCAUUCUGCAACAGUAGAGACUCAGGUCCAGAAGCAGCAGCAGCAGGAGGACAGAGACGGCUUCCAGCAGCCUCAUCGGCAGUACAACUCUCUGCCCCGGCAGCCUCGUAAGUCCCACAGUAACGUGUCCCAGGACUCAUGGAACAGGGGGUACCCGCCACCUGAGGGAUUCCGGACUCCCAAGGAGAACCCUCGCUUCUCUGGUGCCCAUCAAGGCUCCCGUAACGGCUACCUGGGAGCAUCCAACUUCAAUGCUCGAGUUCUGUUAGAGACCCAGGAGCUGCUGAGGCAGGAACAAAGACGCAGAGAACAAGAGGCCACCAAAGACAUGCUGUCACCUCCCCAGCAGGUCCCUACUGGCAGCAUCCACAACCAGGGCAGAGACCACAACCAGGCCCCUGGCAUGGGACACACGCCAACCGCAGCUCAGUUCAAAGGCCCCUACAGACAAGACGUCCCCCCAUCACCGAGCCAGCUGGCCAAGCUGAGCCAGCGUCCAGGCUCAGAGACGGGAAGGCUGUUUUAUUCCUGAGACAUCCGGACUCAUUUGAACAAAUAUUUACAGAAAAACAAAGAUGGCAGCAAGUCUGUUUUAUAAUAACAUCCUUUAAUAGUGGAAUUUUUAUAGGCUACUUAUGAAAAAAGGUUUUUUUUAUUACAUGAUCUCCUAGAAUUGUAAUAUAUAUGAUAGAAUGAUUUAGGAGGUUUUAUAGUUGUGAUUAUUGUUUUCUAUGAAAGAAAAGUGGCUUUUUAUUGUUGACCCUUUGUAGGCAUCUCCACCCAGCAGUCCAACACAUCCAAUAAUCAACAGGAGGUUUUGGGUUUGGAUCCCUGCUGCAUCACACAGUGUGUUUACAUGCACAACAGAAAACGGAAAUAUUGCCCUAAAAAUAUGCUGUUUUUUUUUUUUUUACUGUGCGUUAGUCUGGCUGAAAGUGAACUGGUUCUCAUCGAGCUGAAGCACGCAGAUAAUACGGUAGCAAUCCGAUUGCAUUCUGCAUGUUAACGGGACGGCCAAGCUGAAGUGGUUGGACGCUCGCGUUCCGGGAGAGACGAGGCCGCGGAAGUGGUCUCAUGACAAGCCCAUCGUCACAAAGCAACACGCGUGACACCAUAAAACAGGACAGUACGUACCAGUGUUGUUUUUGGCAGGCAUCUUUGUUGCAGUCUUAGUCUUGACCACGAAAAUGCAUUUUAGUCUUUAGUCGACAAAGACUUUUGUUUUUUAAUUUUACAAAACAUUGAACAAAGUAUUAUUCUCUAACAAAUGAAUUUAUAGGUCAGACGUGUACUUUGAGCUACUUGAGUGAGUUUCGUACCUACAUCAUUUAAUUUAUGGCUAUGGGACAAAAUCUCAGCUGCCUCAGAUUUUGUAAAACAACUUUAUUAAUAAUCACAACUUAUUGAUGCAGAUCUGUGCAUCAGUCUGUUGAUUUUCACAAAACAACAUAACAGAAUGGACACUUAGGGAGCAUAAAAAGUAUUCUACUUAAUAUGUAUACAGAAAUAAAGAAACGUGUUUGUUUAAACUAUUGUCAUGUUCUGUGUCCCUCUGUCCCCAGCCCCCUCCUGUUCUCACUCCAGGUUCUCCUCGUGUGUCUCAUUAUCAUCCCCAGCUUUCUCUAGGCUUCCCUCAGGUUUCCUUCUAGUCUCUCCCUGGUAAUUCCUAUUUUUAUAUUAGUCCUCCUCAUCCCUCUAGUUAUUAGUUGUUUAUAUUUGCCCUUAGGCCUAGUCCACACGUAGCCGUUUUUUUUAAACGAAUAUCCGCCCCUCCAAAAACUUGCAUCCAUACCACCUCGUUUAAAAAAAAAACUCUGUCCACACGUACCCGGGUGAAUACGUUGUUAAGGACAUGCCAGACCUGUAGGCGGCAGUACUUCCCCCGUUCUUAACCUCGUCCUUCGUCUGUGGUCUUCCGCAAGGAGCAGUAAUUCCGCUUGCAAAAACAAACAAGCAAAAAGCGCUUGGACAAUUGAUAAAGCGAGCGCAGCUCUGAGGGCAUCCAUGCUGUCGGCUAGUGUAAACACAGGUCGCACACGUGAUGUCAGCAUUUUUUUGUCGCGGAAAGUGACGUUGCGGACCUUAAAACUCCGGUUUUGUCUGUCCACAUGCAGACACCCAAAACGGAGAAAACGCAGAUCUUCACUUUAGCCGGAGUUUUUAAAAAGAUCCGUUUUUGUGUGAAAAAACUCAGUUUUCGUGUGGAUGACGUUUUGGCAGAUCCCCGGCUACGUGUGGACAGGGCCUUAGUCUUUAGGUUUAGUUACUCCAUGUUUUAUAGGUUAAUGUUUAUCUUCCCUCCUGCUUAGUUCUUUCCCCCAUUUAGUUUAUUGGAUGCACCUGUCUUCCCUCCAGAAUCUCACUCCUCACACCUGUCACGUGUUCCCCUGAUUACCUCCCUCUGUGUUUAAAAACCCUGUCUUGUCCCUCAGUGUUUGUCGGUCCAUUGUUGUUGUCAGCGUGUUUUGUUUCCCCCGUGUAAACCUUAGACUCCUGCUCAGUUAAGUGACCUUCUAAAUUUUUCGUUUGCUCCUGAUACCUGGCUUGGCUUCCUGUCCAUGAUUUUUGGAUUAUUUCCCAAAAUAAAAGAUUCUACCUUUUUUCAAUUACUCCUGCCUCAUGUCGUCUGGUGCUCCAUCUUGGGUCCUACUCCACCUGCUCUGAACCUGACAGUUAUUGGUUGAGUUAUCAGACCUCCAUCUUAGUGUCUUUAAAUGUAUAUUUUGGCAAAGUCUACCUACUUAAAUGCAGCAAUGUUUUUCCUUAAGCCUGCAGUGUUGUGAUUUUUCACGAGCCUACAGACUAAUAUAAAUAACCCAGUUCUGCUCUUGAGCAUCAGCAGAGAUGCUCACAAAUAUUUAGAUGGGCUUAAACUGUGAUGCUGUUGGGUUAAAAAGCAGGAAUGUGACCCGUUCGUUAUUAGGGAACAGGGAGCAGUGACAAUAAUCCUGACACUGACUUUAAAACAUUCGUCUUAAACGUAUUCAGAUCAAACUUUAUCAAAACCGUCAUUUAUUUCAUGUAUCUGCCCAAAAGCAUGACUUUUUCAGGAAACACUGGAUAAGAAAUUUGUUAAUAUUACAGAUAUGUUUAAAAGUAACAACGCCGUCGCUCGUAGUAGCGUCAAUGAACAGCUGAGCGCUGCACGUUCCCGCGGCAGGGAAGCGCUGAGUCGAGCUGAGUACAAUUAGAGUGAUUUUUGCUUUCUGGUGUGGGUGGGAGCUAGCUUCACUCAGCUGCUGAGUCUGGUCUGAGCAGAGGACACACACAGACAGCAGCAAUACUGACCAUGGACAUAAUUUGGGGGGGAGACAUGUCCUCCCCACCUUUUCCAAAGUCAAGUUUUGACCCCGCACUUUUUACCAUCCAAAAACAAUAUUACGCUAUAUCAAACUGACAAUGGUUGAGCUCUAGGACCAAGAGGAAAACAACCGUUAGUGUUGAAGCCUGUUUCCCAUUAGAGCAUACUGUAAAGAUACACUAUCCCACUCCCACCCCGUGUCCCCCCGCUUCUAAAGCGAAAAUGGCGUCCAUGGUGCUGACAGUUACAACGUUUGAGAGACAGGCAAAAAUUAGCAUUUUGAGCAUAGUUUUCAUCUAGUCUCAGCUCGUUAACGAAAACUCCAGUUCGUACAGUCAUGUUCUAGUCACCAAAGACCUAUUUUUAGCUCGCCAGCGUCUCGUUUUCAUUAACGAAAACAACACCGGUAUGUACCAAAUCAGAUGGGCUGCAGCCACGGGCGUAAUUUUGGGGGGGGGGGCAGCGGGGACAUGUCUCAGUCACUCUUUCCAAAGUCAAGUUUUCACCCCUGCACUUUUUACUGUCCAAACACAAUAUUACGCUAUAUUAAAUAGACACUGGUUGAGCUCUAGGACCAAGCGGAAAACAAACGUUUGUGUUGAAGUCCAUUUCCCAUUAGAACAUACUGUAAAGAUACAACCCCCCCGGUCCUCAUGCCGGUUGUGUGCCCCCACUUCUAAAGUGAAAAUUACGUCCAUGGCUGCAACGUUGCUGCUGUGCAUUCCUUCAGCCAUAUCUUGUACAUAUCCUGUUUUAAUUCCGUCUGCUUCACUCCCGCCGGUCUCUGUUUUCUGCUUGUGUGGGUGAGCUAACCGGAAGGAAGCCAACAUGAAAAGGUGAAUGUUGCCACCUACUGUACCGGAGUGGAACUAAAUUUAUUUGAGAGGCUGGUUUUCUAAUGUGCAUGUAAACUAGGAUGAAGACUCCCAACUUAUUACAGUGAGAUCAGCCUGGAUCGACUUAGAUGUCAGUGGUGUGCAUGUAACUGCACGGUGACUGAAUCUGGUUUAGAUGACCCAAAGACCCAAAAUACCCAGUCUACAGAUGAUUUAUACAAUCAAGUUCUGGAUCUUUAUUGAGACCAUUCUUGAGAGAGUCAGGGCCUACUUUUAUUUUUCAUGAGGUGUCUGUGUGUGUGUGUGUGUGUGUGUGUGUGUGUGUGUGUGUGUGUGUGCGUGCGUGCGUGCGUGCGUGCGUGCGUGCGUGUGUGUGUGUGUGUUUGUUUACGUGUGUCUGACUGUCUGUACGAACUGUUUGGAUUGCUUGCAAGAAAGCCUCCUUCCACACCACACACUGAUCACAUCAUGGAAAUGGCCCUUUUGGUUUCAGAUCUAGUCCUUCAACACACACACACACACGUGCACACACACACGCACACACAGUCUCUCUCUCUCCUAUUUUUCAGUAUGGUAAUUCUGGAUCCUCUCUUCCCCUCAGCUGGCUGCUUUAUCUCAGCGUCUUCUCCUCACACUGUCACCCUCAUCCUUCUGCUCCCUCGGUGGAGAAAAACAGCUUCAGAUCUUCUUAAUUCUUUCUCUGCUCCACUCACCCAGGGAAACCAGCAGUACAAAACGGGGUCAGGCCUGGGUUAUGAAUUAAUGCCUUGCAUCAAAAAUGAAUGCAGGCCUUUGUGCAUGUUUGUUGUCACGCGUGUGUGGAGGGUAGCCGACUCCAGCUCUUGCUUCACCUAGAAUGAUUUGGUUGCAACCGGAGACCACUCAAGGUGUCGAAGCUGGUUCUCAAUGAAUAUUUCAUCAGGGUGGUUACAAGUGAAACCACAUCAGCUGAGCGGUGGGUGGCCUCAUCGCAGUCCAGCCCCUCCAUACAAUGAAGCUGAUUUUGUUUCCACUCAUGAUUGUGUCCAUUCAUGAGAAAACCACUGAGGAGCAUUUUCAGUGUUCCGUCAAUAAUUAGUGGUCCAGUUUUUGUGAACUGUGUUUUUGAAAAUUCAUCAUCCACCAGAUUGUUGUUUUAUUCCCAUCCUUUCACAUUUAUAAGGAUCUCUGGUGGAUGAAUAUUUAUAACCUGGAUAUAACUUAAGACUAUGUCUAGGAUUUCUGUUAACAUCGUGUGUUUACAAGCAUUUAUGAAAUUUGGUUUGUUUGUUUCAAAUUUUUAGAAUCUUGCCAAUUUAUUUUUUCCUGAGCAGGUAAUAAGAACAUGUGUCUAUAAGCUAAAAGGCUGACUCGUUCACUAAUGGAUAUUCACUGUGCACUAUAAACCCGAAUAAGUUCCCAGAACUCAAACAUUUUGAGGCAAUCAAUUGCCUCAAUAUUUGUUUUUGAGUUUUGAAAUCGAAAAUUUUAAGUUUCAAUAAAUGAAAUUUCUUCAUAAAUUGUACUCAUACAUUUUAAGUUUAAUUAAAUUAAAAUUGCUCAUCCAAUCAACUCAAAAUAUUUUAGUUACCAAUAAACAUUGUUUUAAUGUUAGAAAAACAGAAAAAACACAACUACACCUUUUCUCAGGUCCAGAUGGUUCAGCAGGUUUAACCCUGUGCUUAAAUGUUUGUUUUCUUUUGAACAAAGCUGAACAAAUCAGAUGUUUCUAAUAACAACUACAGAGACUGUACUAACAAACAGAGGUGGCUACUAGAUAAGAGGAUGUGAACUACACAUCCAACCUGAGGCCCUCAUUCUCUAAAAUGUGCAGCACCAAUUUUCUUUUCUUUAGUUUGUUUGUUUGUGUUUGCUAAAGUCAUUUAUGCUGCUAACUUUUUUUAACACCAGAUUUAAAAAGCAAGUGGUGCUAAAAUUAGCUUUCACAACCACACUCGUUGGGUUCAGAAGCAAUUUGCACUAUUUGUGUGUUAGAUUGCAAUUUUCAUCUUUGCACAUCUAGAAAUCACUUUCUGCUAUGAAAACAAAAGAUGAAAAAAGAUUUUCUCACAGUGAACAAAGCACAAAGACGACAAAACAUCUCAUUGUUGAAGGAAGGAAUCACAUAUAGGAUGCAAUUUCCAAAGCAAUUAAAACACUUUUGAAUGUUUUGACCACAUCUCAACUCGACUACAUCAGUGGUUCCUUAAAUCCCACACUGACGGGUGCUGAGACACAUCCUUGCCCUGAGUUUUUAUGUAGACAUUUCCUUUGAGAAUUGAACUGGUGCAAAAGCCUGUGUAGCUUCCGGUUAGCACCUGAAAAGCCCAACAACCCCUUGACUAAUCUGGACCUGGAUAUACUAAUGUGUUCAUGAUACGAAUGUCUCCAGAUCACAGUUCUGUUUUCUGCUGCUCCUCAUCCUCCCAGAGCAACGAUUAUGAGGCUGAUGAUUCACAUUGGUAACUAUCAAACAUAUGAUUACAUAAAGUAGAUGAAUAGCGCUUGUUUAUCCGGCAUGUUUCUGUGUAGGUGGCCAUGUGUUUAUGUGUAAAUACUGCCAAUAACUGGAUUUUCCAGCAUGUCUGUGACUAUGUCUGAGCAGCCAUAUGAACUGCUUGGCUGCUGAGUGGGAGAGGAGCAGAGGAGUAGGAGGGAGAGAAGAUGGGAGGCCUGACCUUGCAGAUGAUUCAGUCAAUGGUGUAAUCACAACCAUUCCUCUGAGUCUUCAGUACAAACAAGAGGUUACCGGCGAGGCAGCGCUCACUUCUGUUCCCUCCUUUUCCUAUUUAUCUCUUUCGUCUGCUUGUUUUGUGUUUGUCUGGGCAGAUUCUCUUACUUGUGUGGAUGCGAGCUGCUGGCUAUGUGUGUGUGUGUGAGCGCGUGCGCGGGUGUGUG